AUGCUUCUCCUCCCAGCUGCUGCCCUGUGCUGUCUGUGUUCAGCGCUGGUUUCCACGGCGACAGAGCUGAUUCAGGAUGAUUUAACACUGACCAGGAGAGUCAGUGAAAAAGUUUCAUUCAGCUGUGGAGGAACUGACCAGUGUAGUAAUAGCUAUGUAUACUGGUACCAGAAGAAAGAGUCAGAAACAUUCACAGUGAUUCUUGAUAUUAACAGGAAUUCUGGAGCUUUAGAUAAACGCUACAAUCAUCCUCAGAAAGAUGAUUUCUCAGCUGUGAAUAAAGGGAACGGCUGUGAGUUGCAGAUCCAGAGAGUUAAACUCUCUCAUUCAGCCUCAUAUUUCUGCUCCUGUUGGUAUUCUGGUCUCCAGUGGUAUCGCAUCUUUGGCUCUGGGACUAAACUGUUUGUUACAGAUCAUGAGGUGCUGGAGCCCAUGGUGAGCCUGUACUCAGUAGCAUGCAGAGACCAGCAGGAGAAGAGUCCUCUGCUGUAUGUGGCCUCAGCCAUGUUUCCUCCUCUGGUCCAGAUCUCCUGGAAAAGACAGAAGGACAACGGUCCUCUGGAGGAAGUUCCCCCUGCUGAGGGAGAGCAGCUGGAGAUCAGAGAGUCAGGACGAACCAGCUCCAUCUUACUGAUCAAACAUGGUCUCUACUCGUACAAAUACGUCUGCUCUGUGGAACAUGAGGGGGGCACAGUGGAGGCCCUCACAGAAGAUGAUCCUUUCAGGUCUGAGUGCAGGGUGAGGCUGCUGACUCUGCUGUACUCUGUGCUGAUAGUGAAGAGUCUGGUGUACUGCUGUGGACUCUGUCUGCUGAGGAUCCUCACCAACAACACACCGUCCAUCCUCUGCUCAUGUGCUAACUGACUGUCAUUUCAUUCAUCCAUUAAAACAUCCAAAAAGAGGCGACUGAGACAAAUCAGCACGGUUUGGCACGGCCUAAAGUCACGGUGGAAAAGCCCCAUGGGAGGAGUCCUGAUUGGAUGCCCGACCUACUGUCAGUGAUUUUAAAUCUCAUCAUAUUCAAGAUUUUUUCAGCAGGUAAAAAUCCUUUAUAAAAUUUGAUUUAGCUUUAAAAUAUUUCAAAUUGAAUCAAUACUUUGUGCAGAUUUCUGUAUGUAAUUUUGAUAUUGUAAAUAUAUAUAAAAAAUUCUGAUUGUAGGUGUUUCUUCAUUGUUUGCUGUGAUUUUUAUAAUUUCAGAAAUUAUUAGCUGUUGAAUAGAAAUUGCAGCAUUUUGCUAUUUUUUCUUUCUGUUUACUUUUUGACACAUU
Messenger RNA from Cheilinus undulatus (humphead wrasse), 1269 nucleotides. RefSeq lists its product as uncharacterized. The coding region runs from base 1 to 864 and encodes 287 amino acids. The record is from RefSeq and is a predicted model, not a curated record. The transcript has 5 exons. Lineage: Eukaryota; Metazoa; Chordata; Actinopteri; Labriformes; Labridae.